AACAACACAUCAGCUGCAAAUUUAUGCAAAACAGUCAAAGCACCGAGGCUGCUGCUGCUGAGGCCGUCCUGCAGAGACUGAAACCAGCACCUAGAGCGGGCUGCGGGGCCGCUGAGCCGCUCACAGCCGACCAGCAGCGGGCAGGAGCAGCGGAGAGAGCCGGAGAGGAGACGACACCAUGGAGACGGACGGAGAGCAGAGCCAGCAGGGGGCCUCGACCAAUGGGAGCGCUGCAUCUGGGACGAGUUCCCGCCCCUCUCCUAUGAACUCGAUGUCUCUGUAUGAAAGACAGGCUGUGCAGGCCCUGCAGGCGCUACAGAGGCAGCCGAAUGCUGCUCAGUACUUCCAGCAGCUGAUGCUGCAGCAGCAGAUCAACAAUGCCCAGCUGCAGAACCUGGCUGCUGUGCAACAGGUAAAGGCUACUCUAGCGGCCAGUCGUCAGUCCAGUCCUUCCAGCAGCAGCUCCUCUCAGACCACCAGCUCCACAGCUGCCAGUGUGACGUCAGGAUCAGGAUCGACAACCAGCAGCCGUCCGAUGGGCGUCUCGGCAACGUCCACGAUCAGCCAAUCGGUGCUGCUGAGUGGGACGGCAGGAGGGCAGGGACAGAUGUAUCUAAGGGUUAACCGCUCCCUGAGGGCGCCCAUCUCUUCCCAGCUCAUCUUUAUGCCUGGAAGCACAGCAACAGCUGCCGUGGCGACCGUCACCCAGCAGCCCCAGGCUCAGCAACAGCAACAGGAAGUGACACCAACUUCUUCUUCCGGUGGCCAAUCGGACAAUGACCAGGUGCAAAAUCUAGCGAUGCGAGGAGUGUCCAGUCCAAAAGGUGUUGGUGUGAAGACAGAAGCCUCAGACAGGAGUGACUCUGCUGCCUACCCGUUGGUCCAGCCCUCGCACCAGUCAAACACUCAGUCCCCCACCAAACCAAGUCAGCCUCAGCCCCAGCCCCCUCACAUCAAAAUCCCCACUUACCCUCAGCCCACCAACCUCAAAGCCCACCCCUCUUCCUCCUCUGGUGCCUCGUCCUCCACCUCCUCCAUCCCUCUCUCCCAGCUCCUUCUUCACGGGACUCGCACUCUAACUACAGGAACCACAGCUCCCACAGCAGCCCACACGCUGGUCUUAACUUCCAGCUCAGCAACCCAGCCCCAUGGGUAUCCUGUCGGCACAGCGACCAUCAAACCAGCAGUGAACGCUCAGACGCUGGUGGUGCAGCCACUACAGAAGACAUCGCUCAGUGCUGAGAAAUCAGGACACGGGAAUGGACCCAUACCGAUCCAACCAAAAACUCUGCAGGGGCUCCGCCUGCCACUCCAGCUUCCCUCCAGGAACCCCCCUCCCAUCCUGCCAGCCCCACCUCCCGCCAGCAGCUCCGCCCAACCUCUGCAGACUCCACACAUCCCAGUCCAGAUUGUCGGGGCAAGGCAGAGCACGCUGGGAAAUACACAGGCUCUGGCUCUGGCCCGUGGUAGCUGCAGUCAGGACGGAGCCGCUGUGCUCAGCAGCUCGUCCAGCCUCCUCACCAUGGUGGCCUCCAUCGCCUCCAGGGAGGGCGGAGUCGUUGGCCGAGGGGUUGGGCUAAAGACGCUACAGUCUCCUCAGGAGGCUCCCCCUCUGGCGCAGGUAUCACAGGUGCAUCCGCAGGUCAAUCAGAGCUCGGCACAGAGUCAGAAUGGACCCUUGUCAUCAAGCCCUGCCUCCUCUCAGUCUCCUGCUGUUUCAUCUCCUCCCUCUUCCAUAUCACGCUCCUCUCUCUCCCUCCCCUUGGUGGCAGAAGAGCAGAGAGGGUCAUCGACUGUUGUGACCACAAACGGAGACUCGUCAGGAAGUUUGACACCACAGGGGAAGCAGUUGAGUGGCUCACUAAAGAGAAAAUCAGACUCUAAUUCAGCGAAUGAUGAAGAUGGCCCCUCUCCCCCUCGGCUCCAGCCAAUCAGAGACCACCCAACAAUACUCUCUACUGAAGCUGGCUCUGAAGCUCCAGCCCCUGUCGCCUCCUCGCCCUCCCCGGUGUUGUCAGUGUCCCGUGGGAUCUGCGGCCAGGGGGAGAGAGCUCCUCCCCCUCAGGCUGUGGUCAAACCCAACGUCCUUACACAUCUUAUAGAGGGAUUUGUUAUCCAAGAGGGGGCGGAGCCUUUUCCUGUGUGUGGUUCAGUGAAAGACUCAGCUGGUGAGGAUUUAACCAAUGACAGUCCAGACACUAACCAAUCAGAGACUGUUACAACAGCAACAGUGCUGAAGUGUGAGUACUGUAAAAACUUUGCUCCUGCCAGCCAGUUCAGAGGCACCAAAAGGUUCUGCUCCAUGAGUUGUGCCAAGAGUAUGUAUUGGUUCCCCAGGUACAACGUCAGCUUCAGGCAGCAUUUCAGCGUUCGGCAGGGUCACAGUCAAAGUCACAAUGCUACAGAUCAGGAUCAAGGCCAAGGUCAUCUCUCCAACUCAGACGAGGAAGGGGGAAUAACCAGGCGGAGGGUUCCCCGGAGAACGAGCUCAGAAAUAGCCAGUGCCAAGAUAGCAGGGAGGCCCAUACCUGUCAAGUGCCGCUCAGAGUCCAGCCACUCAGACGAGGAGUCCAGUGGAGAGGAGGAUGAAGACGACCCCAUGUCCCUCUCGCCUGCCUCCUCAGCCUCCUGCCACCAGCAGCAGCCGCCUCCUCCUCCUUCAAUCCCCACAGAGAAUUCAGCUCCGAGCUGCCCGCCUGCAAGCCCAGCACAGUGGAGCGUGGAGGAAGUGUCACAGUUUAUUUCCUCACUACAAGGUUGUGAGGAUCUCGCCCCCCAGUUUCUUUCACAGGAAAUCGACGGACAGGCGCUGCUGCUGCUAAAGGAGGAGCAUCUCAUGUCCACCAUGAACAUCAAGCUCGGUCCUGCCCUCAAGAUCUGCGCACACAUUAACAACCUGAGAGACUGACGUUAGUGUUUUUAUAGAUCCACAGUGUUCAGAAUCCAGCCCUGGGCAUUUAUCACAAACACCUUCUCUGUUUCCAUUAAAACCUGGUUUUAGCUCAGUCUGAGACCUGCAGAGGUGCCGUUCAUUUUGAGAACAAAGCCACGGCUCUUAAACUCGCACUAGAGCUGCUGCACUUGAAUUUGUUGUUGACCUGUUUGCUCUUACGCAUAUUUUCAUAUGUGCUUCUUGUACCAGAUCAUUAUCAUUCCUCACAAAUCCGUCAGACCCAUAAGUUAAAACAAAAUAGCGAAACAUUUAGGUGCAGAUAAACGUCCCCAAAAUGCUGUUUUUGUGCUUUAAACGGUUUUGAGUACAGGAGUAGCUUUGGUUGAGGGAUUUAACUUUUUAGCUGCACAUUAUCAGUCUUAAGCCUGAUUUGUUCAAUGUUGAAAUGAAGGUUAUGAAUGUAUUUUAAACCAGGGCUAGGGCUUGGUAAUUAGUUGCACAGGAUUAUCUAAUUUUGACAUGUUAUGUAUGAAUCGGGCUUCCCCUAUUACUUUACACUUCUUUUGUUACAUCUCAUGUUUCUUCAGUUGAGCUAAACCUUUGAAAGAAAAGAAAGAUAUUUUCCAAAGCCAAUACCUUUCUAUUCUUCUUUUGUAUCAUAUUGUACAGAAAAAAUCUUUUUUUUAAAUGUGUACUCACUGAUUUUUUUCUUCUACAUCAUUUCUGUUGCUUCUAAAAGCAAUGUCAGUUCUCACUUAGUUCAACACUUUUGCCUUUUUCUUUGAGUGUGUUUUUACACUGUACCUGAUUGAAUCAACAAUCAGAAUUCAAUUAUGACAAAAACAACAGAGGAAAACAUGGCGGAUUUGAUUUCAAAUCCAGGGCAAACUUUUAAAUCAUGGUUUUAUUUUAAAUGAUUCAUAAUUUUUGUUUCAAAAGGUAUUUUGCAAGAAAAGCCCUCAAACGAUUUAUAGCGUCUAUGUCAUGAAUGUAAACUCUAGUACUGUCAAAUGUUGGAAUUCUCUGAGAAUAGGCAUUUUAAAUAGUCGCGCUUUAAUAUUUAAACCUGUCUAUUCUAAAAUAAACAGGGUAAAGUCAAAGUACAAGGUACUUGACAACAGUCUAAAUGACAUCUAAAUCUUUCAAAGUGCAGAGAGAGAAUUUCAUAUUUGAAGUUUGGCAAAAAUACUGCAAAAAAACUGAUGCUGCAUAUGGUUUCCUCACAUAUUUACUCUAGUUUACAUACAGGAGAAACAAAACGCCACUCAUUAUUGACUCUUAAAGGGACUAAAAUCUUUGAAAUAUGUGACUUUUUUGUCAAACUUUUUGUUGCUCCUCAAAUACUACAACCAGCUGCUAAGUUCAUGGGCUUGAUUUUGUGGUGAUGUUAAGUUAAGAAAAAUGCUGGAACAGAUGAAGAAUGGAAGUAAGCACCAACUGUGAUAAUAAGCUUUUAAUUUGAAGUUCAUUUAAGCUACAUUCAUAAACAAAACCAGAAAGUCUGUGACGAAAAAUCGGCCGGCAGCCACAGUGGACCUACAUUUUGGAUGGAUGAUUUUAAAAAAUGUGAAUGAGUGAGUUGAAGUGAAUGAUAAAACCUUAAUCUAUACUGUAAUAAGUGUAAAAUUUGCCUUUAUAUUUAAAUGCACAUUUGUUUGCUGGACUGCCUUGUUUAAGCUUUUUACUGUAGGAGUUUUCUCAUAUUCUCUCUCUGUGAACCUUGUGGCCUUUCUCACUAGUCUCUACUCUAGGUUUAGAUUAGGAUUGUCUGUUUUAUAACUGCUUUUCAUAUCAUUCCUUGUUUUAUAUUAGUGCUUACUUUUCUACAAUUGUUAUUCCAAGCAAGGACAUCUGUUGCCUUUCCCAAAAAGUGUGAUUGAAUAGUAGCGACCUUGAUUAAGGAAACUCUCCGUCUUCCUCGUAGCUUUGUCACAUAGCGUGUAAUUACCAACAGUAUUUAUCUUUUUAGCUAGCUUUCCUUGGCUUUAUUGUUAGUGACUGUGGCUACAACAGUAUUUUCUUUCAAAGGGUAAUAAUCUUUGUUAGCUGUGUGUUGUAUGUCAGUCCGCCCAGGAUUUUGGAUUGUUUAAAUCAGCAGAGGUCCCUCAGUCUAGUGUGAAAACCAAAUAAAGGAAUCACGUGUGCUCUACAACAAGGGUGGUGGGCAACAAUUUCCCAGUCAAAUCACUGAAGUUCUGCCGUGAUUACUUGUGUAACAUGUUGACAAGCAGACUUUUUUCAUCCAAUCACCAUUAACCCAAAAAGUAGCACUUUUUCUCCCAAAUUGCCGUAAAAAUGACUUUUUAUAUGAAGAGGCUACUUUAGAAUCAAAAUUUGUUUGCUUGCAAAUAUCAAAGACAAAAAAUCUUGGAGGGACUGAGUCAGAUGGGAGAGGCUAACAAUAAUAUCAUGCAAAUAAAUAAUCAAGGAAUUGUUUCAAAGCUGUUGCACCUGUGUCUUUUUUUCUGAAGAAAAUGAACUGAAUUGAUCAAUAAAGGUCAUCAAGUUUUCAUUUACAUGCAAGACUCUGUA
Cheilinus undulatus (humphead wrasse) is the source of this 5425-nucleotide messenger RNA. Its product is annotated as polyhomeotic-like protein 1. The transcript has 15 exons. Bases 179 to 2908 code for a protein of 909 amino acids. The record is from RefSeq and is a predicted model, not a curated record. Gene Ontology annotation, molecular function: zinc ion binding; protein binding. Gene Ontology annotation, cellular component: nucleus; PRC1 complex. NCBI's taxonomy places the organism in Eukaryota, Metazoa, Chordata, Actinopteri, Labriformes, Labridae.